UAAAGAUAUUUAAUUAAUAUCAACUCAUUAAAUAAAAAAAGGAGUAUGCUUAAGUUAAUGAAUAUGUUUCAUUCAUAUAUAAUGUGUACACCCUGUGUACAAAUGCAAAGCAAGUUCUUUCCAAUGCUACUUCCAAAAUGCCAGUGCACGGAUUUGAUCUCUUGACUUUUAUUAGCUCCUGAUAUAGAUAAUGCUACGUGCUCGCUAACUCUAUUCGUCCUGGCAUGGCAAAGCGGCGAACCUGCCUGCCUAAUGAAGAAAGAGAAGUCGAUCUAGAGAAGCUUCUUAAGUAAGAAUAAGAUGGCAAAAGAGUAGAGAUUUUACAGUUCAUUCGCUUGGAAGCUAGCUUCAUCUGGAGCAUACACUCUGGGAGGGGUAUCACAAUCUUCUGUACCUAUAUGGAAAUCGUAGCAAGGCUAGCUUGUAACAUCGAAGAGCAGGCAUUUCCAAUUAGUUUAGUUGAAACGUUGCAAAAACCAUAGAGCUGAGCUGGCUUAUUAGGUAGUUCCUUUUUGCAUUAUAUAUUUAACGCCUUCUUGCUCAUCUAGAAACUCUCCCUCUCAUAUCUCGUGACAACUAUUCCUGUCUCGGUUAUCUGUGCUAUCCAAAUGCCUGCCUCUUUGUAAGCCCGUGCAGACUGAAAUGCAUAUGCCUCCCAAAGCGGAUUAAGCAUAUCCUCGCUCUCUCUACCCUUUCCUCUCUCAUUCCAGAAAAGAAGUGCAAUAUGCGAUCAAUAAGCUUACGGAUUCAAUACCUUUGAUAGCAUCAUAAGUAGUGCCGUAGGUUCAAUCCCAACCAAUGCCCAGCUUCAGCAAAUAGAAGAAGGGUUAACAUCAUGAAUAUGCGAUCAAGCAAAGAGUGAAGAAGCAGCAAUACGUGUUUUGAGUUAUCUUUCUUUUUUCUUCUAAAAAAGCAAUAGAAAAGAAGAAAGAAUUCCGUAGUGUGUAUCAACUUCAUCUUCUCCACAACCUCACAGACCUUAUCACUAGGGAAAGCCGAUACAGCUGAUCCCUCACCAGAUGAGGCUGGUGACAAGUUCCAAUUGUACUUUUGUUGACCAAUAUCUGACCGAGAAAUGAGUUGAUGAACCCGUCUUACCAGAGAUAGGAAUUUUUCCAUUAUUCGAUGAUCCAACGCGCUAAGGGAAUUCAUGUUCUCAGUAUUGACCAUUACCCUGGAUUCUUUCCUACCCUCAAUUGUGCCACCUUCUUGUUACUCGCUGGCCGAGUAUAAUCAUUAUUUUAUUUCCAAUUCUAGUAGUUUGUAGUUUGAUGAAUAUAGUUUAUAACUAUAAUAUGGGUUAUAACUCAGUCUGUUUAUUAAACGAUUCUCGCCUUCCAGCAGCUUCAGGUAGCCUCCCUUAACCCUGCAGGAUUCGAGGGAGUCGUCGAGCCUUCAAUUCAUCCGGCACUCGCUGGUAACUUCCAGGAGCCUCGAAUGAUUCCGACACCCUCUUCAGCGCUUCUGGACGGUUCUCAACUGAAAAGUAAACUCAAUUCGUUAAUAACCCGCUUUGCAAAUUUCUUUUUCAAGUGCAAAAACGAUGAAAGGAUCAAGGUCCCUUUCUUUAACGAUUGUGGCCUUUUUUGAACUAAUUUUCGGACUUCUAUCCGCGUCUUUUAGCCUCAUCUUCAUAUAGCUGGAAAAUCCGUGCAAAUAACUCCGCCAUCAACGGUUCCUUCCUCGGCUAAGAAUAAUGCUAUGCUAUCCGGAAUUGCAAUUAGAUAGUUGUAGAUAAGGUAAGGCCCUUCCCCUCUAUCCAGUUCAAACCAAUGGCAUGAAAUAGCACUAGCGAAAAGGCUAAGCACAUUUGAUAGAGGUAUACCUCACCAAAGCAAAGAAGAACAAAACCUGGGACGAGGACGGUCGCGAAUGCAAAUGCUUAUGGUUCUAAUCAAGUGAAGCCAAUGCUAGGAGGUUGAAACUAGAGGUCACAAGGCAUGACGCUGGAGAAAGAGAAGCGUGAUGUUGUCAGCAAUCAAAUUAUCGUAAAUAGAUAGUAUAGUAUAGUAUAGUUACGCUUUCCUGAGUGACUGGAUUCCUAGCUCUUCGACAGCAAGAAGUGGUACGAACUUCAUCAGCGCAUGAGAAGCAAGCGGUCUUAGUGGAGUGGCGGACUUCCCCUUUCAAGGAAAGGAAAGUUUUCGGAUUCUCGUCAAAGAGGAGAGCUGAGCCUAAAGAAAAUCACAUCAAGCUAAGUGCAAACAGGCGCAAUCAAGAUCACAAGAAGAAGAGAAGAAACAAGAAGAAAACACACCAAGGCAUUAAUCAACAGCCUAAGCCGAAGCCACCAUAGGCAAUAGAUCACAAUUCAAGGAAAGGAGCAGGGUCACUAAUAUUGUAUGGAUAGUACUCGAAGAAAGGGAACUCCCAGGAAACCUAAUCUAUAAGAGCCGUGUUCGUGCUGUGGAUUUCAAAGUGAAGUUCUUAGGUGGAGGCGAGUUCUGUUCUAUUCUAUGACAAUCCUCAAACUCCAUUCAUCGAUUGCUGUUCCAUUGAAGGGAAGGAACUCUAUGUUGGAAGUCUUCCCAAGCCAAGAAACAAGAUCUGUGUCUCUAUUACUCGAGCUGUGUCAAUGACAUAAACACGCCGUAGUAGGGUGUGCCGUUCACCCAUCUCAGACGCCAUAGGUUCUCUAUUCUUAGGAUCUGCCUGGCCUGGCCACUCAAAGAAAAAGUACAAUCUGCUGGGUUUUGACAUCAGUGAGGAUAAGUCACGUACGAGUUCAGGGCACAUGAUCUUUCGAAGUGCCAUAGGAAUUCUAAGAAUAAGGGAUGGUGCCAACGAGAAAGAGACCCAGCUAUUGUACUGGUAGAGAAGUGACUCGACUGGAAAGGCAGCUACCUUGGUUCUUCGAAUAGGUGUGGGUAAACUGCUCGCAUUUUCCUAUGUGGGUGGCGAAAGAUUCUUGCUAGAUUUGGAUCUUAACUCAUACCGCUGUUGUGGCUUGAAGGGAAAACCAAUUCAUCCUUAUGCUUUUUGCGCUAGAUAAGAACAAGAACUUCCCUUUAAGUCUUUCCGUCUUUCUACCUGACCUGCAGAGGACUAGAUAGAGGCUGGCAAGCCAUAGACUCAUUGGGGUCUAAGUAAGUACAAACAACUUCAACUCCUCGCGAACCGACAGGACAGAUUUCCCCGGCAGCUGCAGCUACUGGUAUCAGCACCAACCAACUCUAUUCUAGCCUCGUAAGCCACUUCUCCUCUCCCGGCAGGCUUGGUCUCGCCUUCUCCAAUUAUCGGCAUCUCUCUCCUAUUAUCGUAUGAGAAUUCUAGCCAGUCACUUCGGGAAGGAAGUCAACUGCAAAUAGCCAGCCUCCACGAACAGCAAAGGAGCUACGGCACUUCUGGCACUAUCCUCAAACCCAUAUGGCGCGUCGUCAACCCAAUUUGCCAAGCGUCAAUCUCAAUCUUCCAAAAAAAAGGAAACUAGCUAUCUAGAGGAAACUAACUAUCUCUAUCUAGAAGAAGCUGAGAAAGGUACCGCUGUCUAUGAAGCAAGGUCAGAAUGUGCCGCUAAGAUCCCAGCCAGGCUAUGAUAGCAGGAAUAAGAAAUUGCCAUAGGGGAAUCCAUUCAUUCUCGACCAUACAGGGAGUUUAGUUUCGAGGAUAGCGUAUUCGUCCGAAGUCGUAUUAGUUGGCAUUGUCACUGGAACAGUUUCCUUGAUAUCAUCUGUGGGCUCUCCAUUGGUUUGGUCCGGCAUCUUAGGUUUCGCAGGAUCACUUCACUUAACUUAUUUCAUUUCGAGAAAGAGAACGAUUCUUCUUCGAUCUAGAAAGAACGAUUCUUCUUCGAAGCAUGAACCAACCCGCACCUGCCCUCAAAGCAGAUACGAAUCACGGAAACUUUGCCUCUUCUGAAGCGCAGAACCAGAAAACCCACGGCCUGCUGCUUGAUUAGAAAAAGGAGAUCCACGGCCUGUGAGUAACUACGCCAUGUUACGAAUCACAGCCUGACUUCCUCUAGAUGAAAGCAUAGGUAGUGACGACCUAUUGUUUUCUUCUCAGCGGACCCAAUGAGUAACUACGCCAUGUUACGAAUAAAAGCGAGGGAAAAUCGGAUGAGCAACUUUUGCAGCUAUAUGAAAUGCACUUUGGAAAAUCAGGUCUUGAGGACGAAAAACACGAUAAAAUGGACUUGCCUACUUUUGCACCGAAGAAACUCAUAAGUAAUCCAAUUUCCGAGGACACGAACGGAAGUAAGCUGUUUUUGGUAUUCGUAUCGGAAUUAGCCAGAAGAAGAAACCAUUUUCACUGCCCUUCAUUCUUUGGCCUGCCUGCCUUAGUGGCCCCUCUCUGAUAAGGUUUUCAAAACGAAAAAAAAAUGACAAAUCUGGUCCGAUGGCUCUUCUCCACUAACCACAAGGAUAUCGGUACUCUAUAUUUCAUCUUCGGUGCCAUUGCAGGAGUGAUGGGCACAUGCUUCUCCGUACUGAUUCGUAUGGAAUUAGCCCGACCCGGCGAUCAAAUUCUUGGUGGGAAUCAUCAACUUUAUAAUGUUUUAAUAACGGCUCACGCUUUUUUAAUGAUCUUUUUUAUGGUUAUGCCGGCGAUGAUAGGUGGAUUUGGGAAUUGGUUUGUUCCGAUUCUGAUAGGUGCACCUGACAUGGCAUUUCCACGAUUAAAUAAUAUAUCAUUCUGGUUGUUGCCACCAAGUCUCUUGCUCCUAUUAAGCUCAGCCUUAGUAGAAGUGGGCAGCGGCACUGGGUGGACGGUCUAUCCGCCCUUAAGUGGUAUUACCAGCCAUUCUGGAGGAGCAGUUGAUUUAGCAAUUUUUAGUCUUCAUCUAUCAGGUGUUUCAUCAAUUUUAGGUUCUAUCAAUUUUAUAACUACUAUCUUCAACAUGCGUGGACCUGGAAUGACUAUGCAUAGAUUACCACUUUUUGUGUGGUCCGUUUUAGUGACAGCAUUCCUACUUUUAUUAUCACUUCCGGUACUGGCAGGGGCAAUUACAAUGUUAUUAACCGAUCGAAACUUUAAUACAACCUUUUUUGAUCCAGCAGGAGGGGGAGACCCAAUAUUAUACCAGCAUCUCUUUUGGUUCUUCGGUCAUCCAGAGGUGUAUAUUCUCAUUCUGCCUGGAUUCGGUAUUAUUAGUCAUAUCGUAUCGACCUUUUCAAGAAAACCGGUCUUCGGGUAUCUAGGCAUGGUUUAUGCCAUGAUAAGUAUAGGUGUUCUUGGAUUUCUAGUUUGGGCUCAUCAUAUGUUUACUGUGGGCUUAGACGUUGAUACGCGUGCCUACUUCACCGCAGCUACCAUGAUCAUAGCUGUGCCCACUGGAAUCAAAAUCUUUAGUUGGAUCGCUACCAUGUGGGGAGGUUCGAUACAAUACAAAACACCCAUGUUAUUUGCUGUAGGGUUCAUCUUUUUGUUCACCAUAGGAGGGCUCACUGGAAUAGUUCUAGCAAACUCUGGGCUAGACAUUGCUCUACAUGAUACUUAUUAUGUGGUUGCACAUUUCCAUUAUGUACUUUCUAUGGGAGCCGUUUUUGCUUUAUUUGCUGGAUUUUACUAUUGGGUGGGUAAAAUCUUUGGUCGGACAUAUCCUGAAACUUUAGGCCAAAUCCAUUUUUGGAUCACUUUUUUCGGGGUUAAUCUGACCUUCUUUCCCAUGCAUUUCUUAGGGCUUUCGGGUAUGCCACGUCGCAUUCCAGAUUAUCCAGAUGCUUACGCCGGAUGGAAUGCUCUGAGCAGUUUCGGUUCUUAUAUAUCCGUAGUUGGGAUUCGUCGUUUCUUCGUAGUUGUCGCAAUCACUUCAAGCAGUGGAAAGAACAAAAGAUGUGCGGAAAGUCCUUGGGCUGUUGAGCAGAAUCCAACCACACUAGAAUGGUUGGUACAAAGCCCUCCAGCCUUUCAUACUUUUGGAGAACUUCCAACUAUCAAAGAAACUAGAAACCAAUCCAGUUGCUAGAAAUCCAUCAUUAGCGAGACAAUUAUUUUUCUUUUCUUUUGAUUUGUUUGGGCUUUGCCUUAACCGAAGCUAUUGCAUUGUUUGCACUUAUGAGGGAUCUUAUUUGUGUUCUAAAAUAUUCGAGUAAAGUAUGAAAGGCUGGAGCAACACUUCUCAAUGCCACUUCCGGAAACAAAUUCGUCGUGAAUAAAUAGAAUAGCGGAAUAAAUAGAAUAGGUUGGACAUAGUUCCUUGUAGGAUGAGUGGAUACGUAACAUAACCAUUGGGGAGGCUUGAUGUUUCCGUUCGUGGCGGGACAUCCAUCCCUCCCCUCACUUGAGUUUUGUAGGAAGUAAAGUGUCUCAUAUUCCAUUCCAUUCCAGUAGUAUGAGCUUAUUUCCUUUCCGAUUCCGAGGCCACCAUCUAGUGAGUGAUUGGUAUACUGCGGAUGGUGGGAAAGAAGAGUGGGUAAGUGGGCUUCUUUCAUGGGUUCGAUUGGCUGGUUUUGACUGCCCUAUUUUGCAGGAUAGAAGAACUGUUUAAUACUUUGGAUCAUGGAUAAUAAGCUGCUCUUGCAAAAGUGCCAGUGGUAUAAAAGAAAAACUUCUCGACUUGGCAGAUUCAUUUCCUUUCUUUCGUCCUAUGUUUGUGCAGGGGCCCCCGGUACCUGAAUAGAGCGUGGAUAUUUAUGGACGGGUCUAAUCUCGUCGACAUGCCACCCUCUCCUUUCAGUCGAGCAUUUCACUCUCUCCUGUCGCUUUAUUCGAGAAUGCGAACACCUUAGCGCCCUCUACGCUCCUCCUUCCAAUUGUUCGAUCGUAGAAUUGCACAAAAAAAGAUUGAGAAUCACCGAUUGAACUCAGUAGAAGGUUUUCCCUGACUAAAGAGGCCUAUGGAAUAGAGGCGCGCAGCGUGGAAAGAAUGGAAAUUGCAAGUGCAAGACGGUAAAAACCGGGCUAGUUCUGCGUCGGUCAUCAUGCAACUUGACCACAUGAAAUUGGGGCGUCUCAUUUCCGUGAGAAUUGUAGUUGCAUUCUCCUUGUGGAGAAGUCAAAGUGCCAUAAAGGGUCGAUCCAUUCUAUCUAUUUAGAGGAGGGUGAGCCUACGACCACCAAUUGCUUAUCUCCAAUUACCAAUUGCAGCAGACUUGGACUAAUGGAAUUGCUUGAAGUGAAGACCAGUGAACAAAAUGACAAAAAAGAAUUGUUUACCUCUUUCGAGUUUCCACAUUCUGGGCACAGCUAAGCGUUUAGUUUAGGCACAUAUUGGGUUUCAGACAGAUAGGGAAGGUCAGCAUGGGUUGACUGGGAUCCCUCUGUUUCACUAGACUGGGGAGACGAGAACUAUAGAAUCUAAGGCGGCCCAGAGAAAGCAAGAGUGAGUUGCCCGGCCAAGCCCGUUGAUUUGCUUCAGAACGAAGGUAUUCGAUUAUUCCUGGGAUGGGAGACAUUGUGGAUCUCUCGAGGACUAUGAAGACCAAGGAGUCAUGACUAAUGAUCCCGUACUUAGUGUGUACUGGUUUAGUAGGGAAGCCUUGCCUUUACCAGCUAAAGGGAAAUAGGUGUGCUGGCUGCAGUGGAAAAGAUCAUAUAAUAUAAGAAAGAAAGGGGUCGUCCCAAACUUGUGGAGUGCGAUGGGGGACUUGGAUCUAGUGCCGAGUGAGGAGCUUUGCGGAGCCUACUCCGGUAGACAUAUUCCGCAGCGAGAUAUUGAGUGCUGUCCGUGCUAAGGAUAAGGACAGGUUAGGUUAGCUCUGAUGGUGGGACAUGCUGAGCGCACCCUAAUCAUCUUUGAAUAAAUAGCCCUCCACAUUAGUGAAUCCAAAUCCAGAAUACACAUCCAAGGAAAUGAGCAUACUUCUUGGAACUACUAGAGAGUUCAAAACCUCUUGUCCCUUGGGCAUAAAUGAUCAAUUCUGUGAAAGGUUAGGCUAGUUGGUCCGGCGGAAUGGAAACAUUAGGGCUUGAUUGACAUACUCGAGACUUAGCAAUCUGGGUUUCUUGGACUAGUUUUGUCAAUGGGCUAAGACGAGAUCCUACGGUUCACUUUUCUAUCUUUAGCAUUCCACUUCACUCCACAAGGGGAAUCAUGGAUGAACAAGACAAACCGGGCCUACUCCUUCCCAAUCUUCUGAACACUACUUAUGAUUUUCGCUACGGCACUUGAGUUGGAUAUCUUAGAGAGUCUAAGCCCGUACUCUGAGGUUGGUGAAGGGAAGUGAAACGUAAGCGAGGUUUCGAAGAAACGAUAGAAAAAUCGAUUUAGACUAGUCUCCCUCCUCUCUAUAUUAUCUGAAAUGUUCCAAACCAAAGUAGGAACUGCUGGGAUGGGAAUAGGACCAGCCAAUCCGUCGUGCUUUGAUAGCGUGCCAGCCGAGCGACUAGCUUGUCAGGUAAUAUGCAUUUCCAGGUCAGCAAGUAGGUAAGCUGCGGUGGGGGGCCUGACUGGCGCAACUAAAGCCCCCGAGGAGAAGAUCAAGGGGAAAGACGCCGAAGUCGUCAAUCCAUUGUAUGAAUCAUGGAUGGCAACUGAUCAACAGGUACUCGGAUACUUGUUGCUUGCAAUGACUAAAGAAAUUCUUGUGCAAGUCUCCGCCUGCCGCACAGCUGCCGAAGUCUGGAGUGUCCUUGAGACAACCUUCUCAUCUGUGACGAAGGCGCGCGUCGUCAAUAGUCAAUACAAGAAUCGCGCUCUCCAGCUUGAAGAAAGGCGACCUAUCUAUCACCGAAUAUGUCGGGAAGAUGCGGGCGCUUGGAGUGGAGAUGUCCAACGCUGGCAAGCCGAUCGACGAUGAAGACCUUGUCUCCUACAUCCUGGCAGGCCUCGACGACGACUACAACUAGGUUGUGACCACACUGAAGAACCGAUCUAUAUACUGUGGGGGAAGCCUACGCGCAACCCCUAAGCUUCGAGCAGCGCAGGGAACUGCUCCAUGGCUCAAGUUAUCACUCAUCCUCGACACACAUUGUCCCUCGAGCUUAUCCAAAAAAACCCUUAUCUCCGGAUGUACAUUACCGGAAAGCAAUAUAGCAACUGAUAGUUUAAUAAUAAAUCGAACUAUUGAUUGAAGGUCAAAAGCUACUGUUCAUCCAGAUCAGUGAGAGAUGGGGCCAAUCCCUGGCUCGAACGGUUUACGAAUAGGUUUCCAAUCUAGAUUGAUAUCCUGCCCGUAGGGAAUAUGUAUUUAUUGGCCAAACCAACGUCUGUGCAGAAAUAUGACAUUAAUCAAGCUUUAUUUCAGAAAAAAAAACAGGAAUAAUGGUUUAAGUGUUCUAAUUCUUCAGUACAUUCAGGGAAAGAAGCCCGCCGACCCACUCUUCUUUCACCCUCCAUCACCCCCAACAACUAGGGGGAAGUGAAGGAGGGGCCUCGGAAUAACUUAUUCUUAUAUAUUUGAUAAAGAUAGUUAUCCUACACGUGUUAUAACUUUGUUUUUUAACAAUGAAUACAGUAAUCGUAGUUACUGUGCAAUCGCUUCAGUUCAUACAUCAUACUAUUGUGUCCAUCCAUACUAUACUAUUGGCAUGGUGAUUUAUGAAAUCAUAGUAUAGUAGUGACGUAAUAUUUAUUUUAUAUUAUUCUUAUAAUCAUUUAUUCUCUUAGUCUUUUGGGGGACUAAAACGCUUAAGCAGUCAACUAUAAUAUCUUGAGGAAAGUAAUAAAGUUCUCUUUCAUAUUCAUAUAUAGUAUGUUCUGUGUUAUACAAUUCAUUAUGGGAGUCGUAGACUUUGCCUAUUUGCUCAAUAAAUCCUUGUGUAGUAGGAGAUAGGAGAUCAUAUCUUAGCUGCUUAGCUCGAUAUAUAAUAUUGUCAUACAUGAAUUUAUUAAUUAUAAAUAUGGGGUGUCCCAAUCGAAUCGAGUCAUUGCUUUCCUAUAUAGGCUUGGGAAUGCUGCGCCAUACAAUGGUGUUGUGAUGAAAUUAUCAUGAACUGUGUAUACAGGUACUGUAUUAUUACCAGAUUCAUAUUCAUCCAUUAGAAUAUCAAUAAAAUGAAUUACAGUUAAGGCAUCCUUCUGAUGGAUGAAGUUAGCAAAAGUGGAACUAGUGUUCUUCCGAGUAUUCUUUUUGUUCGUGGGUAUUCGUAGCGUUACGACUGAUUUUUUCAUUUUAGGAUUAGAACCAUGCCAUGGGUUUGGUAUUUAACAGUUAUUUUGACAGGUUCCAUGAUUAUAUAAUCUUGGACUGUAAUCCAGUAUUCUGUGGAAUAUAUAACUGGUUUAUUGAUAAAACCACUAACCCAGCUAAUACUUGCAACCAAAUGCAUGAGGUUCCUCAUAUCUUUAUAUUCAGAUUCCCAGAAAUUGUAACAUUCUUUAAUAAUAGUUUUUAAAUCUUCUACUACCAUAUAACUACCAAUCUUUCCCAGCAGAUCAAUAGCUGUGCUAAAUUUGGAUUUCCCAUACACAAUAGGCAUAAAGAUAUUUUUGAUGAUAUCACGAUCAAAUAAGCUACACACAUAUCUGGUGAUAAUAUGUUCACCGUAUUUCCGUUCAAUAUAUUUCUUAAAAUCAGAGUCAAUAAUUUCAUAAAUAUUAUUUAUUUUAUUAUUCUCACUUAUAAGAUUAGUAUUUCUAGCCAUGGUAAUAUUACCCAGUAAAUAACUCAACAUUUGAUAUGCACUUGCUGAUGCGUCCAGGUGAAUUGGUGUUCUAGCAAUCUUAUCAGAGUCACGGUUUUUUAGUGUAAUAACACUCGAGAGAAACUGAAAUGGGUGUCUAGCCUUACGUGCUAGAUUAGCCAAUCUGUCUAGCACGAUAUCAGCCUUAUUACUAUUUAAGUCAGGACACUCAUGUAUAUUUUUAAUAAACCAUAUUAUACCUUCAUUAUAAUUCUUCCAAUAUUUGGAAUAAUGGAAAGCUGUUGAAGCCAUAAAGGUUCGUAUGCCCUGACUACCUUUAUCUGGGGGUGUAUCUGUCACCCCACUUUGCGCAAAGAGUAUGAGAGAUCUAACAAGAUCUCGUUCGUGGUAAUGAAAAGGACCAUAUCGGUAAUUUCGUCCCCUAAAGUCCAAAAACGUUGGGAAAUACAAAUUGUAAUUUUGUAAAGCAUCAGCUAGUUUUAAAAUGUAUUGCUCGUAGCAGGCAGACUGAAUGUUUUUUAUCCAAAUGUUGAUCAAGUCUUUUAAAGAAAAAUAUUUUUUCAUUUCUUUGUCAUUCAAGUAAUGAUGUUUUAGUCUUACAGUCCCCUCCGUUCUAUCAAUAGAAGCAAGAAUGCUAGGCAUGAGAAGCCCUGAUGCAUGGUAUAUAUCCUUACAUUUUACCAAAUGACAUAAUAAUUUUGUAUUUAUUUGAUAUGGCACACUCUGUAACUUGUUUAUUACACGGGUUAGUCGAGCUGUUUUUUCAUCACUCACCAUAUAAUAUAUAUGUUAAAACGCUCUUCAUCGUGUGUAGAUAACAGGGUUGAGGUAUUGGUAUAAUGACCAAGUACUUCUGGGUCAGAAGAUAAGUACCCACCCGUUAGAUCCCUCAGUUUGGUUGUUACUCUGUCGUUAUUCAGCCGUUUGGGUCUGCGAUUCCUCCAUUCAAUUCAAGUGGUGGACACACCAUAGGUAAUGCUAUAUGGAGCGGUAGCUCCUUAAUGUCAAAUACACACCUAACAUAGGUGAUAUACUUUGCAUACUUACCUUUUUUAGGGCUCUUGAUAUCACCAUGAGGAUGGUAGAUCUCAACCAAAUUCCUAUUAUUUAGCCAGGUAAAUAGGGUACUCCCUAUAUUAUACAGCUCUUUAGAGCUAUCUGAUUUAUUGCUUUUAUUAUUAGCUUCUUCUUUCGGAAUAUCAGUUGUCUGAUUAAGACUAUCAUCUGUCACCUCAGCCAUAGUCUCAACAACAGAAUCUGGGAAGUUGAUAGAGGAUUCUCUAAUUCAGCUCUCAUUAUUCGUGUAAUUUCUUACGUUUAUGUCUAAUUCAGCUACUAAAGUAGACAGACGUACACUUUUUUGUUCCAGUGCAAAAACAUUAAAGUGCUUGCUUAGCACCCAUAUAACAAUAGUUUCAAUUGUAUAUGUCCCCAUUGCUCUGACUAUAACCUUAUCUGACUCAUUUUGUAAUUUAUCAAGAAGAUAAUCCAUAUAAAAUCUUUAUUGAAGAAUAAUACCUUCAACUGUGGUAUAUUAUUAUAUAUAGUAUUUUCUUUACAGUGAAGAGUCAUAUCUUCCACUUUGAGUUGUAUAUUUCUGAAUUCUGAAUCUGAUAGAUCUUCUCUCCAUGAGUUUUUGAUAAACUAAAAAACUUUAUAAGUCAGUUUUUCCUCUCUCUUAUUAUCAAGUGAUUCUGUUUCGUAGGACUUCAUGAGGGUAUCCCAGAACUGAUAAAGUAGAUCUAACAUCUCAGUAGUGUACUUACCAUUCUUUUCUUUGGGCACCCAAAAUUAGGAGUUAUACCUCCUAGUUUUUGAUUCCCACUCCUCAAAUACAGUUUGGUUUUGAGAUUCUAUCAUUUUUUUACUGAUCUCUUGAUCAUCGCGUUCUCUUACUGUAUUAUCAAGCUCGAUGACAGGAGCGCUGCUUUCCCUAAAAGGAUCCAGUACAGGGUUAGGUUUUUCCUGGGAUAGUUGUUUCACAACAUUGUCUACAUAUUCUUCAGCUUGAGCAAUUUCUUCUUCUCUAGCUUUAGCUUUAGCUUUCGCUUUUUCUGCUCUAGUUGCUGCUUUAGAGAAAGCUUUAGCUUUCGCUUUUUCUGCUCUAGUUUUUUUUGAAUAACACCGUGAAAUUAUCAUAUUAAUUUGAAAUAAAUAAGAGCCUUUCAUUAAAAAGAGCAUUUUCAUUUUUAUUUUAUUUUCUUAAAACUUAUCAUAUCGUCCGGUGGUGGAUAUUCCAAUCAUAUAAGAGUAUCAACUUUAUUUAUAGUAAUGAUACUAAUGAUGUGUCUUUACCUUGGCUUGAUCUAGUAGUUAGUUACUAGAUCCGACACCCGGAUCUUUGUGUGAAUCUAAUAUUGAUGCUCGGUAUUUGAAUCCGUUCUGCAAAUCAAUAUUAGAUUAAUUGGUUUGUACCUUUAUAAUAUCGCUUAAUCGGGAGGUUACUUUUUACCAAUGAAGAUCUCUCGAGCUGCUCAAAGAUCUUUAAGUGGCUUAGCUUACGAGGUAGACUUGAUCAUGAUCCAUAUCCAACCUUCUCCCAUCUGCUUCUGUCUCUAAAGAUUAGAGUCAUCGACGCGAUUCAAGUCCAGUGCUGAUAAAAUCCUGCUGUCCAGUUCGGGAAAGCAAGUGAUUGAUUAGUUCCAUUGGUCUAUUGGCUUCAGCUUCCAGUCUACCUCAUUUCUAUCAAAAUGAUCUGGUGUCUUUAGCGCGUACUACCAGUUAAGGAGCCAUAUCCGAGGCUCUAUCAGCUGUUAUACCCUCCUGGGCAAGCGUGUUAUUGAGGGCUCUUUAUCCCGUUUUUACACUAAAGGGAUAGGGUGAAGAGCGACCUCGAUAGGGAGCACGAGCGAUGCAAGCAACAGGAGGACAAGACAAGCCAAUGGGAUGAAGCCCUUAUCAGGUCCAUCUUUGAUGAGAGGGCAGUAAAGAAAAGAGGUUCUUGGGCUGUCUCACAUAGCCUAGCUUUUGGUCGGCUCUCUCGCUAUAUCCACCCGGAUAUCGCUUCGUUCACCUACUCUGAGCGGGGUAUUUUCCAGUCAGGGAUUUCUCCCCAUUCCGAGUAAGAGUAAUUCACUCUCGUCUGUUUGCCAAAAAUGCGGGGUCUAAUUUGUUGAUUCUCGGAUACGAAGAUAUCAAAUGGGAUACAUCAAACUGGCAUGUCCAGUGACUCAUGUGUGGUAUUUGAAAGGUCUUCCUAGUUAUAUUAUAUCGCGAAUCUUUUAAAUAAACCCCUUAAGAAAUUGGAGGGCCUAGUAUACGGCGAUUUCUCUUUUGCUAGGCCCAGCGCUAAAAAACCUACUUUCUUACGAUUACGGGGUUUAUUCGAAGAUGAAAUUGCAUCUUGUAACCACAGCAUUUCUCCCUUUUUUUCUACCCCAGGCUUUGUUUCGAAAUCGGGAAAUUGCGACAGGCCUUUUAUUCAUAACAUUAGUAGUUACUCAUUGGGUGCUAUUAGAGAACAAUUAGCGGAUUUGGAUUUGCGAAUUAUUUUAUUAUAGAGAAUUCCGUGGUGGAAUGGAAGGAAUUAGAAGACGAGGGGUAUAGUGGAGAUGAAUGGGAAGGGAUGGCAGGAACAAGGUAGGGCUUCGGCUCUUCUUUAUCGGUAUCGGUAGUCUUUCUUGCUAUAGGUAAUGUCUUGACUUCGUUGAUGGUUGCAGGAACUGCUUCAGUUUCACAGGCCCCUUUCAGAACGAUAUGUAGUAGCUCAUCCUAAUUGAAGUAUUUCAUUCUGGCGAGCGUUCCUUUCAUUGGAAAUCUUAUGAGUGUCUUUCCUGGUUUUUAAAGACGGGUUUUCAUAUGCCGUCUGCGCUUGGCUUCGGCUGUAGAAAGAAGUCCCUUUCUCUCAGGCAAGAGGAGCCUUAUCCAGGAUUCGCUCUAGCCGCUUGACUUAUCUGCUUUUGGCUCUAAGGGUAUCACUCUGUCUUUUUUCUAUCUUUUCAAACUAUUAAGAUUCUGCUUUUCCAGAGGACUCUAACUACAAGGUAUUGCUUCGAAUGGCCCCGUAUAAAUAGAUUUCAGAAGGAAUUGACUGCCAUUAUUGUUUCCGUAUCUGGCACUGCUCAAUCCUCUAUGGAAACAACGGUACUUCCGUUCCUUUCAUAUCCUGCCUUGCCAAAGAAAGCGCUAUUGAAUUCCAAACAUGCGCUCGAUGACUUGAUCACGAACGAUACAGCCCUUAUCUUAUCGAUAGUUCAGCAUUCAAGUUAAGCAUGAAAGAGAACGGGGGUAGGUCAAGCUAAACCAGAACAAUCCGCGCUAGUAGCUCAAAGCAAGAAAACGUAUGCUAGUGACUAAGGCGCAAUCCAACUGCUCUAUAAAGGCUCUGCUUGUGCUAUUGCCCCUUACGAAAGUCCAGGAAAGGAUGGAUAAGAGGAUGAGUUAGGGAAUCCUACGUAGGUACGAAAUGAAAUCCACUCCUAAACUUAGUUGUAUUGGUAUUGGCCUGCCACCUAGCUAGAAUAGAAGGAAGAAUCUCGUAAAUCUAGAUUAAGUAGCACAAGCUGAUUUAGAAGGAUCAAGUAAGAUGAAAUUUCAAUGACCCAAAGGAAGGUGUGUUUGCUUAAGGAUGGGGAUCCGGUUGUGCCGUGCCGGCCCCGGGAAUCGGCGAACUACGCUACACAGUCAGAUACCUAAGCGAACGGAUAAGGGAAAGCCCGCUAUAUUAUAUAUAGUAAUCACCUGCCAAAAGGAAAGCCUGACCGAGAAUAAUAAUAGGUCUAUGCGCCGAACAAGCAACGGUAUAUUAGAGAUAGUAAGGAGUUGUAUACACGGGGGUAUGCAUUCAUGUCACGCUUUCUGUGUGAUAAGAGGUUGCUAGCUAGCAAGUAUAGAAACAGGAGAUAUGCGUAGUUAACAGAAGCAAGGGAAUAUGCGUGAGUUGAUUUGAGAGUUUUUUUGAGAAAAAGCAAUUUGGAAAAUGCAUUGCAUUUUCAAGGGAUUGCCAAGCUAGGCUAGGGAUCGUCCGCGGGUAUCAGAUCAGGAAUAUCGUAUUUAUCUCUUCUAAUCUAGAUCCCACUUCCCUCCACUUCUUGCCUCACGCCCGUCAAACCUGACUCCACAUUAACGACUGUCCUUCCACCCAAUUCCCCGCACCCUUGCAUCACAUCUCCAACCCCUGCCUCCACGCGAUCUUCCACAAUCGUACCCCCCACCUCUGAAGCUUGCAUAACCCCCGACGAACCUGUCUGCACCUGCGGGCCCGCGCUUACAUCAUUGGCAUCGCAUGAUUAAACAUCAGCACGCGCACUUCCCUCCGUUUUCGAUGCCGACAGGGGGCUGCUAGGGGGUGUCAAGUUUCGUUUCGGUCGUGUCAGACGACAUGCAGGGGGGCAAUGGCUGCCAACGGAAUCUAUAAUAAUUCGAUACUAGGUCAACUGUACCAUCGGACUUGUAAGAACAUGUAAAAUGUACGAGGUUGUACCAGCUGUGUGCAGUCCUCCGGCACGGGUUAAGUGUCCUGCAUAGAUCUUCCCCUCUCUCCCAACCCAAAGAAGAGAUGUUCGCUUCAUAGCCUUCUCUUCCGAGAUAAACCCUACAAAGGAUCCUAAUCGUGCUAGCCUUUCAUGGACUCUUCUUGGAUUUCCUUUCAGCUGCGCCCAGCACCUCUCUAGUUUCUCUACGAGAUGGAGAUGGCUCAUUCUCUAGUUUUCCUACGAGAUAUAAGUCAGUUUCUAUCGUACUUUGAAGUUCAGGAAGGAGUUAUUAAUUAAGACGAAGAAGAACUGGGUGGGGAUAUGCCUUUCCCAUAACAAUAGAAAGAAUCAAAGCCAAUAUACACUAUAACUAUAGAGGCCUACCUAUGAAAAGUGAGAUGAGAGCUUUGUGCUAAUAAUUGAUUAUAAAGGUGUACCUAUCGACCCCAGGUAAUUAAUGCCCUAUCCUUCUACUUGAAAAACGUUACGUUAGACUUGACCAACUGUUAAUACCAAUCCGGCAGCAAUAACUACUACUAAUGCAUAUUCAUAUCCCACUAGUAGACUUAGCAGACUGUGACCUAGCCAGUCUAUUUGUUGACAACAGACCAGUACUAUCCAUCAAUGCCACAAAGACCAUAGACGACCUCUAUUUCGUGGAAGAACUCCUUCUCAUAUGAUGCAGGGCAAUAAGACCAACUGCCCGCCCUACCUAGUGAGAAGAAAGCUUAUAAAUAUAAGCAUAAACGAAUUCCUAGCCGAGCCCUAUACUUACCUGCUUGUACGGUCAAUGCCCUAGUAGACAUCAACUUGUUCAUAAACUCCAGCCUUAUCUACGCUGCUUUACCCGACCCAGGUGACCUACUUUCUCAGAUGAGAGAUUCGGCGGAGUAGUAGGAAGUCCCUGUGGAGAACUAGAAGACAAAACGAAUAUAGCGGACCAAGCAAUGAAUGACCUAGCCUAGGUAGUCCUAUGUUUGACCAAUGCUGCCUUGUAUGUCUUGAUCCAAGAUUUCUCAGCAAAAAAAGACAUGGGAUUAUUGAUCAAUUCACCAUCCUCUUCAUCUGAGUGUGCUUCCACUUUAUCGUUUGUGGCAUGUGCAUUAUGCAACAAGUAGAUUCCUGAUAAAUGAACCUUCUCCACAGGACCAGCAGGUACCUCAGCAGUCCACUACUACUACUGCUGGACAGCCUAGUUCUUCUACACCACCAGCUAUAGCUCCUAAUGAUCCAUCAUCAAUCAGUUCGACUUCAGUUCCACCUACCAAGCCGAAGCAGCCAUUUCCAGAACGGUUUGAGAAGUCAAGUGAAGACAAGCAGUUUGCUAAGUUUCUUGAGAUGAUUCAAGAUGCGCAGAUUACCAUCCCCAUCCUUGAUGCUGUCUUACAUGUUCCGAUGUAUGCAAAGUUCUUUAAGGACAAAGAAGCGAAACAUUAACGAGCCAGAAGUGGUUACUCUUACUAAUACUCUUACUCUUACUAAUACUAAGGUUGAUUUAAGUUUCUCUGGUUCUUGAUUGAGUCUUUGUCUUGCAGUUGCAGGAGUGAUGUCAAACCUCUUGCUUGAGUUGUCUGUAUUGGAAGUCGUGUAAGCGGCUUCUUCCGAAUUUGCCUUGCCUCCGGGUCUAGUACGUAUGAAAAGAUGUCAGCGUCGUGGCGAUUGCCUUUCCUGGUCUGGUGGUGAAGGAUUCUAUUCCCGAGCGGCUAAGGUCCAAUCCGGUAUUCUAUUUCGUCUGUGCGAGCAUUAAAACCAACCAUUGCCGACGUCCUCAUAUUCUCUAAUUUGGCUAAUCUCCGUGCAUUAGCAGGUUAAGCAAAUCGAUUCCAACUCAGUGGCAGAUAGGCUGCAACAUUUCUUUCCUAAUAACUAAGACUUUCUUUACUACUUUACCAACCCAUAUCACGCUAACUGAUACUGUGCCUAGUGAUUGAUGAAGGUCACAGAGGAGUAAGAAUAGCAAAGCCUACAAAUAAUGUGAUAAGAGUUCGGUUUGGCGUGGCUGGACAUUUAGGAUUAGCUUACUUGGCGCUAUCCACAGUUACCACCUUUUCAACCACAUCAUCUCUUUUACUUUCUCUCGAAGCUUCUAGCCAGCGAAAGCCUAGUGAAUCCAGAGCCAUCUUCCUUCCUAUUAGCUCUCUCUCAGGGAUUCGAAUGCCCAUUGGCAUUAUUAAAAACAAGUGCCCAGCCCAACUUGCUUGCAUAUCUCGGGAACUCUUGAAACAUAAGGAAUAGGAGGAUGCUUCGAUUCUCUUGUUGUCGACUAAGCGGAGCGGGGUUCUAAUGAGACAGACGCGUAUUUCACCCUUUAGAUUCCCUUUUGCUCCCUCGAUCAACGUUAGAAUCUUUCUCCCGGUACGGGAAGUUGAAAGCCAGCGUUCGGCACAAUAGCUCCGCGAAAAGACUCGCUCAGGCUAUCUUCCUUGAAAAGUAUCUACUUAUCAUAUCAAAUCAAACUGAGCACUCCUGGCUGAUUGCAAGCCGGUUUCAACACCGGUAGCACCCAACUCACAACUCUCUUCUAAUCUAAUCUUGGUUCGCUUCUCGCUGAUCCGACUCCCUAUCGCCAAAUUGUCGGUGCUCUACAGUACUUCACUUUUACAAGACCUGAUAUCUCAUAUGCAGUAAACCUAGCAUGUCAGUUCAUGCAACACCCACGAGAUUUGCACUGGCAAGCAUUAAAGCGUAUUUUUCGGGAUUUAAAGGGUACAUUAUGGCCUCCAACUUUAUUAUGGACCCUUUGAUUCAAUCCUUUUUUCUCCUCGAAAGCUUGCUUCUUUUAUCUGCCGAAAUUCUUCAUUACGUCAAUAGCAGCCGGAUCUUUAUGCGAAUCAUUCUUUUCUUACUAAGCCCAUCCGAGUUAAGACGUCAGGAAAGGACUGGCAAGAAAGCCAUUGGCUGGGUCUCAAAAAUGAAAGCAUAUACUGAUGGCAGUAUUUAUAGGUACAAGGCCCGCCUCGUCGCCAAAGGGUAUACUCAGAUUGGGUGAGGGUAUUGACUACCAUUAUACAUUUGCUCUUGUGGCCAAGUGAGUAACUCUUCGAGUUUGACAUGUAGUGCACUUCUCGAAAAUCGAUGAAAGGGCAGGGAACACCCCAAGGAAAAGCUAUCCAACUACUAUUUCCUAUUCUGCUUUGCUUAGUCCCAAGCCUUAAUGGAUCACUUCUUCAAGCGCCUCAUAUGGGCCUUGGGUAUCUUCCCUACUUGACGUCACUUGCCGCAAGCUAGUAUUCGAAUUCUUAAUGAUACGUAGUAAAAACAAAUCGGUUGAUUCAUCAACGACUUCCUAGCUAGGAGGACUACCCUCUUUAUUGACUUCGCUACUGAGACCACUUCCAAGUAAGAGCGCAAGCCGACCGAGCAUACCUUCUUUGCAAGCCGUGGUCCCACAACGGACCGAAAUGGCCAUCAGAAAGCAGAUUCAUUUUCUGAUAGAAAAAGCCACUUUCUCGAUUCAAGAUCUCCGCUUCCUCUCCUUAUUUGGAUCAUGUGCAUUUUAGCCUGAUUUCUAUUUCUAGUUCUAGACUCCUCUCAAACUAGCCUUUUUGAGGGUUCAAACUGAGAUUGAAUAUUCAUAGUCUCAAAUGGGUUCUACCUCUAGGUUUCUUUACUCCACUUUGAAUUUUCAUAGAUUAUUUCAGGUAGGUAAGGAGGCCCGUAUUCCCUCCGCUAUAUCUCAUUCCUGGAUUUGCCUGCCUCUAUAUGGCCUCUAUAUAUCUAGUAGGAGAUUGAGUAGCACUUGACUAGAUUGACUGGUGCGUGCGCAUUUCCGAAUUGCAUUUCUUUGACUGACUUGUAUUUCCUAUAUUUCCUUUGGGAUUUUCAUGGCCUUACAGAGUGAGUUAAGUGACUUGGAGUUAGUUAUUUCCCGGAUUCCUCGCAACAAAGAGAUUGGUUCCUGGUCCUCAUUAUUAUUGUAAGUGAGUGAUGCUUUUUCUUAGAGCUCUGCGCGCGCUCUUCUUUCGAGAAGGCUAUAUAUAUAUAUUGGAACUUCCCCUACUAAAAAGUACUGCAGGAAACCAUUCUUUUCUUCUGAUACGCCCACUUUUUUUAUAGCUAGGUGCCGCCCGCCCGGGACCAAGGCAGGCUAUAGUAUAGGCGGAUUGCCCAACCGAUCAUAAUCAUAGGUUCAACCACACCAGAAAAGUGUUUAUACAUUUGGAAGACUUACUACACUGGAACCUAGAUAUCAACUAAACUAGGAAGUAGAAGCUAGGGCAGAGCCGUUUGGCAGGCUGCCCUCCGUCAAUCAAAGAUAGCUGUCCAGAAAGAAAGCUGGGAAAGGUACCAGCCCCAGGUGAAGAAUAGGAAGUCCUAUCAAGCAAGAGUUCGGACGGCGUUAAUCGAAGAGCUUACCGGUCUGUGUUCCAUCAAUGCCCUUCUGACUGGCCUGAGAGUUGGGUGAUUAGCGAAAAGAAAAGCACUAGCCACGGACCAAGGAGCAGUGUGAAUCGAACAAUGCAUGAAAAUGAAUGAUUGGCUUCUUGUCCUGCACCCGCCCCUUUUGCCAAUCUAGUAAAUUGGACCUCGGAUCUGAUAAUGGCUAGUUGAUACAUACGGAGUUAUAAGGUCGACCCUCACUUCCUUCAAUGAAAGCUAGGGCUAAGGGUUAUUGGAAUAAGGAUUCCGGCUGGUUAGGUUAAGGGAAUAUCUAGGUCUGCUUACUUCUUCAGCUAAUGAGUCUCCUUCUUCCAGGUUCCAAAGCGUAGGCCAAGGACCCGGACCUCGAUCCGUCAAUAGAAAUACUCCAACCAGAAAGUAAGAAGGAAGGCUAGUAGUAGGCAGAUAAGAAAGGUAGAAGCAUGGCAGUCGUCGGAUAAGAAAAGAGGAAACCCGGGUGAAAGGAAAAAUGAAAUACUGGAAUCCGUUCGCUACUCUUGUUAACCCUCACUCUGACUAGGGUUGUCCCACCAACCCGAUGCUAUGAUCAUGAUACGAUUUACCGGACUAGCCGGCAUACGCUCACUUCCUUCAAUCAACACAACUGUGAAGUCGUAUUGCAUUGCAUCUCGGGUCAGGUUGACUUGACUGGUUUCCUUGACUUGUUUCAAAAGAGACUGCUCUAAGGGAGGGGCUACUUUUGCUUGUGCUUGUGAGUCUUCAUAGAACCUUGCUUUCGAGCUAGAACGAAGCGCUGGUAGACUAGCUUCUUUUUUGCAGCGGAAAGAAACAAACUCAAGGAAAGGAUAGGAUAGCCAGUAGAGAAGAAAGGAUAGGAAAAGGAAAGGUAUACUUUUCACAGCCGACAAGCUUUCAUUUAAGCCCUAAAGAACUAGCUUCCUGGCGGACUUACUCACUCGAUCGCCGGCUUUCAGAGGACGAAGGGCUCGUUUUUGAUUCGUAACAUUAGUAGUUACUCAUUGGAAGAGAACUCGGUAGUGAAUCAAAUCUCUUUUCUGCUCUUCACUUCAAGUAGGUGGCCAUGGACUUGCCUACUUUCCCUAUUAUAGUAUAGUAUAGGGGACCAGAAGUUUUGAAUUGUCAAUAGGCUUUCCGGAGGUCAAAUAGGGUUUCGUUUUUACACUGCACUGGGCUUGAUCCAAAAGCAAUCGACUAGAUAGAGGCUGCCAUAGGCUUCAGUGAUUUCUCCGUUAUAGGAGAGACGCAUUUCUUUUCUCGAACUAGUUUUGAAGCCCUGCCAAGAUAGAUAGAGAAAGAUAGGUGCCGCUUGCUCCACGUGUGGCCAGGAAGACUCCCAGAAUUUCUAUAUGUCAAAUACCCGGGGAAUGUGAACUAUUCGAAAUCCAGAUUAGAGUUUCCUUCGGCAAAAUCAGAUGAAGUAGUUUUGGCACUAAGGGAAGCAUACUUUUCUCAGACCAAAAGACCAUCUCUAGAGGAAAAAUCUGCUAUAAAGCGAAAAUCGCGGGAAAACGGACUUGGUAACUUUUCCAGCUAUACGAAACAGACUUGAUUCUUAUCAGCUGGCUCUCCAUCGAGAGAAAAUCUGCUUGUCAACUUUUGGACCAUGGUGAGCAUCACUUGAUCAGAUCUUAGGACUCUCUAUCGAGGAAAAACGAAAUUCUGUGGUCCCGGCGAGAUCAAGUUUUAGAAUCUAUCGUCUUCCGUUACGAGAUAUCGUUUCUAUCUAUGACAUUCUAUGUAUGCAGAGGGACCUGGCCAAUGGGGAAGAAGAACUUGUCGAAGGAUCUCCAUACCUAGAGGUACCGGUGAUUCACCAGAUCUAAUCUAGAGUCGUAGUCAACGUCUUUAGGAAAGAUGAGUGACCUUGGCAUAGGUUUGCUGCUUACGGUUUCAAGUAAAGACAGUUUCCUAUUCGUAGGUUUCAGGGUUACUCUUCUGGCUUGAAGGGUUACUCGUAUUGGUUCUUCUGUUUGCUGGUCCAGAAAGGGAAAAGGUUGAUUACUCAUUGGCUAAAGGGAAGGUUGAUUACUCAUUGGCUGGCUGUGCUAGUGAACUACCUCCAACUAUGGUUAUGGUAUGGUUACUACUGUAAAGUAAAGUAAAGUAAAGUAAAGUAAAGGUGCCGGAAAUAAUCUAGUAUUUUCCUCACCUCAGUAGGAAGGAUUUGUGGUUCCUCAUAGCAUUUCCACCAUAUGUUGCAUUUCUGUAUUCGAAUUUGAGAUAGCGAGUCAAGGUAUUCUUCCUCAGUCUCGUAUUCUCCAUUCGAAGCGCCGUGUAUUCGUUCUCUGUUCCGGAGAAAGCACUCGUUUCGUUUGUUCCGGCUCGUGAUUCGCGUAUUGGUAUUGUUCAGUUCGCUAGGAUAGUGGGAACUGACACAUUGAUUCGUAGCAGAAGCGCCGUAUGCCAUUCCAUACAAAGCAGUGGUCAAAAUCGAUUCCUCGUAUUCUGGUUCUGGUUCUGGGAAACAGGUCUUUCGUAUCGAGAAGUGAUAAGUCUUUGGUAAUCUUGGUAAUCAGAAGUGGCAACUCGGCAAUCGUCCAAGGAAGAUUCAUAGGAUUGGUCUCUUAGGAAAACAAGCAUCUCAAUCAAGUAUCAAGUCAAAGUCAUCUGAGUUCCCGCUUUCGCCUAGACAGCAAUCCAAUUCUCACUUCUGCUUUCCAAAGAAAGACAGCAUUCCAAUGAGUCACGUAUAAUGUGACGAAUAAAAGGAUGUUCGUGUAGCAGCACUCCUAUAGUGUCUGAGUAUGGAAAGCCAGGCCUGUCGCAUAUAGUGGGAAAACAAGCCUACCCUCCUCGGCAAACCGGAAUCAAGAUUGCUUUCAUUUUCCCGGUGUUUUCGUCCAUCCUCCAAUUUCACUAAAGAAAAUGGGCUUCUGGAAAUGAGAGUUUUGCAGUAGUUCCAAAUAGUGAGAUGAACUUUUCCAAAAAGCAAUCGACUCUCCCUAGGUAAAAACCAAUUAUGGACUUUGCCAUCUAUAUGAUCCGCACUUUUCUCAUUGGAAAUCCAAUGAGUCACGUAUAAUGUGACGAAUAAAAGUUAGGCAAAAUUGACUUGAUGCCCAAAAUCCCAGUAAAAUGAAGAAGUCGAACCUGUCAACCAGAGAGCACCAUUUCUAUAUGAACAAUUGAGAUUCACACAUUACGCUAUCCAUUCCUGGGCCAUUUACUUGACUUGAGCUUGACUUGAAUUUACGUAGAUGAGCAUCUCUUUUGCAUUUGGAGUAGUGUAGUGACUUGCCUGUCCUCCCUUAAUCAGUACAGCUAGGAACCUCGAAACCUGAGAAGAGAUCGGGUUAGAAGAUCCGACCUGCCGCGUUGGGAGGAAGAUAAUUGGAGGACUAGUACCGGAUCGUAAGCAUUGGUGCUUCAUAGGUCACAAGUGAAGGAGAAGAAAUCCAAACCUAAGCUUUCUUUCUUGAUAACGAAGCAGCAGGAGAUUCCUCUCUGUUUUCCACCCGCAACGCAAGGUACUUUAUUGCUUUGCUAGCAUUCCAUCCAGAUAGAUACCAUUUAUCGAUCUUUAGAGGCUUGAGAGGUCGGGGCAGAUUAUCGACCCGACCGAAUCAGUCUAUCCCCACCUGUAGCGGAAGUAGAAAAAUAAAAUAGAUAUAGCUAUUUCUUAUAACAUUUCUGAUCUGAUAUUGCUGGCAGUAACCAUUGUAGCCAAAGAAAGUGAGAAAGAAAGAAACUAAUAGAAGUCGAAGACGCGGAAUGGUAGUGAAUAGAAGGGAAGAGAUGGGCUGUACAACUCUUACUAGGAAAACAAGCAUCUCAAUCAAGAUAGCAGACGAGAUGUAGAGAAGCAAAGCACUCAUUGCCGUGGGAACCUUAACUUGAGCGGGGAAGAGAUUUACAAGAUCAGCAAACUAGGAGCCCCAUAAUCUGAGGAAGGCCAUGGCUAAUCCUCCAAAUAAGAUAAGGGAAUUCGCUUAGGUUCUUUUUCUCAAGAGAGCAAGCCGCAGGGAUGGAUCAAGCAGUAGAAGGGAAAGGGAUAUCCCUGUCAUCAAAGCCAAGAGACCACGGUGCACAAUAAGGAUUCAAGGCCAAAGUGCAAGAACAAAUAAUAUAGCAAGUGCACAAUUCAUAAAGACCAUUCAGGCUCACUACAGUAUACUAGAGCACCAGCUGCUCACUUGUUCACAAAACAUAUGAAUAGGCAUCCAAAGGAAAUAGGCAAGUCUCACCUCCUAUCACUUUUCGAUACGAAAGAUCCAAUAUGGGCGAUCACUACAAUUGGGUUUGUUCGAGGCAGAGCUAUUAGUAACUUUUCUACCCAAGGAAGGUUCCUUCACCAGGCGUAUGCACCGAAAGUACGAAUAAUUAGACCUGCUGCCAUUCUUAAAACGCACCUGUGUCACUACAGUUCAAAACUGCAACAAAACAGAUGCAUAAUGAGACCGAGGAACCCAUACCAUUACCGAUGGGAGGCCCACAAAAGAAAGCUAUGAUUAGGAAUCCGGGAGUGGUUUAAGCUCGUCAAAGAAAAGAAAAGGAGUUGUUAGCGAUUCUCGUCAAGGAAGUGUUCCCUCGACUCGACCCUCCUCGUUCGGUAGAGUACACAUAUUAACUCGAAAUGCAGCAGAAGACACCUAUUUAAUCGAUUAAUAUCCAAACGAUCCUAUGGAAAGCAGAUUCGGAUUGAUUUCCUAGACCCACACAGAAAACAGCCCAUAUUUCAACCAGAAAUGAACGAAUAAAGGCAACUCCAGGAAAAACCUGGUACCCGUUACUUCGACCAGAUCCCAAUGGAUCCGUACAGGGUGAUUUGAACUGCUCCUCUCGAGAAGAUCGACGGAGCUGAGCUAACUUGUGAGACGGAGCUCACUUCUGAGAUAGAGCUGUCUUCUUUCUCUGCGGCAGGGCAGUGCACCCACCCAUCUCUUCCUCUGUCCAAAUGAUCCACCUGAUUGGUCCUUUCGGGCAUAUAGAGUCAGUCUCAUCCAGAGCAUCACGAGCUUCACCACUACAACCAUCUGACAUUCAUGCACGAAUCCAUCCCUCGCACUUUGUUUCGCUAGCUGCCCUACCUCGCUCGUAAUGGUGCCAGUGCCGGCUCGAUGGUGGACUCGGGAAUGGUCAAUCCAGAUGUAGAGAGCUCCCUAAAAGGAAACCUGUUUUCAUCAAAGACAACAUGUCUGGAAAUCCAAAUUCUGUUAGUUGGUAUAUGAAGGCAGCGGUAACCUUUCUGUUGUGGUGCAUAACCAAGAAAAAUACACGGCAUCGAACGAGGCUGAAGCUUGUGAUCAAUGUAAGGUCUGAGGUGAGGCUGUCUGAGAAUACGAAGAUUCGGGUCUUUAUGAAACAAUUGUGUGAAGGGAGAGAGAGAAGAAGAAGAGGCGCGGAGCGAUUGAUGAGAUAGACCACACUUGCAAAUAUUUCAUCCCAAAAGGAACCGGGAUAGAAGCGUGUUGCAUAACAGCAAGGCCGCUAAGGUAAUGUGUCUAUGUUUGCGCUUGGCCACUCCGUUUUGCUGAGGAGUGUACGGACAACUGGUUUUAUGAAUGAGUUGUGGGAAAAGGCGAGAGGGCGCGAAGCGUGAAUGGAACCAUGAGACAAGGCCGCAGGAGAAGAGCCAAUGUGGGAUAUUUUCAUACCAGUACCAUCUCCACUCCACUCCAAUGGUGAGAGUAUCUGAACCAGCAUAAGCAAAAUAAGAGGACAGGUGCGAAGCAAGUCACCGGUGACAUGAUGAGAAGCUCCUGAGUCUAAGAGCCACUCAGUCGACUGAGGUAGAGAAGGCACUGAUGAAAUCUGAGACGGCACUGGUUGCGCAACUAAGGCGUGAGCGAGGGUCUCUUUGUGGUGGUCUUUCACCAUCUUCCUUUUGAUUGGCCUAUAUCUUAGAAUCCGGUCUUUCGCUGUUCCCACAGUCCCUUAGUCCCGUACCGGCUGUCGGUCUAUCUCAUAUUCGCAGAAGAAGGAACUUGCCAUGCUGGAAGUGUAAUUAAGUAGGCGGCUGGUCGUAGAAUAGUCUUUGAAGUAAGUGCUGUUGCAGUUGUAGAACCAUUGAUUCUUCCUCGCAAACCUUUCAUCCCCGCUGUCUAGCUCUCUCCUAGUCCAAAGCGAAUUCCAUCGUAUCCGCCUUUGAGGAAAAGACCGAAUCCGUCUUUGAGCCAUCCUAAGAAAUCCUCGUAGGUAAUCUCCGCAAACCGGCAUCCAAUAGAGUUUUGAGUUGUCUGUCUCUUUAUUGCCUAGAACUGGCCAAUGAGGUUGAUCCAAACAGAUCCAUGGAAGUAUCACAAUAAACAGAUGCAAGAGAGAAAUCGAACUAGGAAAUCCACGGAAGGGAAGAUAGCCACCUCGAAUCCUGAGACCUAUUAGACUUCCACUAGACUAGGAAAUAUCUCAAAAGAUCCUCGGCAUGGUUCCUUGCGGCAGGGUUGAUACGGUUUCUUGGUCAGGUUGGUAAAACUGACGGAUAAAGACUGGGUUUUGUGUUGAACACAUAGCACGAUGGGCCUUGUGAGUUCCCUGAAAGGAAUGAUUGUGAACAAAUUUACGAUUCCUCUUCAUCGUCAUCUAUCUUUGUGGCUUAAACCUGAAUCCUGUUUGCGAUGUUAGUACUGUGAUAUCUACUGACCCAUGUACGCAGCAAGGGUCGAUCGGAUGCUGAUUUCAGCUCCCAUAUAAAAGAAAGCAAGGCAGUCAUGAAAAACUGUCAUGCUUUGUUAAAAUGAUUUUAAGUUCAGACCAAUCUGUUAUUCAAAGAUCUACUUUUACAGAUACAGAUCAUACUUCACCUUAAUUUUGCGAUGACUAAAAUAUUGCAAAAACGAUUUACUUAUACCCGUACCCGUCGAGAGUUUCUUUCUAUAUGAUAAUUCGAGAUUGCUCUACCGGACCUGAAUACUUGAUUCAUUAAGGUCGUCACCCUAUACCCGGAAGUCUCUAUCGUUUUCUUUGUCUGUUAAGCGGGUUAGGACUCCCUAAAUCAAACAGCAAUCGCUGUUUAUCAACCACUCACGGCGACACCGAGAUCUUCGACUUAGCUCCCUCCCACAGGUCAUCCCCCCGGGGCGGAAGAUAACGAAAGGGAGACAAAGUCCUAACUAAAUCAACACACAAUAACCUAAACCUUCUACCCAUUCCAUCCAUCAUAUCCGUCGAGUCGAGGAGAUUCGUUCUUAUCUAUAGAUAAGGCAAGAGAGAACUUAUGCCCUCGCGGAUGGAGAGGGAUUCGAACCCCCGGUAUUCCUAUCAAUACUUCGGUUUUCAAGACCGACUCUUUCAACCGCUCAGACAUCCAUCCCUGCGCUCGCCCGCCCUAUCUAUCUGCGCGCUGGCAGGUAGGGGCAACUCUAUGUGAUUCGCUACGCUUACUUGCGCCCCACCCCGUAAGCUGACUCUAUUGCCUAGCACACUUUUCCGGUAGUACGAAUCGCUACGCUUCGCUUCUUUCUAUAUGAUAAUAUGCACCGUCGGUUGCUGCGCUCCCUGCGGGUAAUAGCAAGAGAGUGAAGAACGAACGAUCCUAAAAAAAGUAAGCAGUGAAUGAGUCCGACUCGAGUUCGUGAGUCAAAGGCGUGGCAAGAGAGCGAGUUCGACUCGCGAACGAUCCGCAAGUGAAGGACCGAUCCUUUAACGCCAGUACUGUUGCGAGACUGGUACUUGGCGGCUCACGAGCAACAUAUAGACUAAGGUUGCCCAUCACUCCCUCGCUCCUUUUUGAAGGCCCACCGCUCCCCCUUUCUUUAAGUAUCUAUCCCGGCUUGCAUUUUGGGGCGAGUACUACAGUUCCUCCAUAAUCACACAGAACGCCCAGCUUCGCAGAGCUGCUCUCUCCCCAGUCCACAGCAAGGUGUGGAAUCUGGAUCUACUGUGUGUUCUUACUCUAUUGGAUCAAGUCAGAUACUAAGCCUUCUACUACUACUACUACUACUUAGGUUAGGAGAUAAAAUGCUAAAUUUCAGAGAUUGGACUCUCUUACUGUGUUUUUUCAGGGCUGUUCCCGAGCCAGGUUCCCUGGAUCCAUUCUGACCUAAAUGGAUGAAUGAAGAAGGGGGCGAGCAGAUACGACGGCCACACACUUCUUUUUAGCCGAAUAAAGCCGGAUCUACUACACGGCUAGGAUCAGAGAAAGAUUGAGAAAGCAAGAUCAAACCUACUCUACUGUCGAUUCAAAAGGUAAACUGCCCCCGAAGACUACUUUAUUUUAUCAAUGAAUGGAUCAAAGAAGGAGGCUCUAUCUAUGUCAUCGUAUAUAAGGGAAGAAGCCCGCCCCUGACCUAAAUGGAUGAAUGAAGAAGCUAGCCCGGGUAGGGUAGACUUUAAGAGCUCUUGCUCUGCCUAUCCGUCUCGCUCCGUCUUGGAGGAAAGAUACGAAGGGCCUACUCUUUUCAUUAAAGCCCUACUCUUAAUAUAAUAAUAGUGAAAGCCUCCUUCUCUUACCUACUUUGACUCAUAUCUUCGGUAUACCUCAAUACAAGACAAGCACUGGAAAGGAUAUUCAAGAAAAACCGGGCUAUCGCCCUAUCUAAGCGGGUUUCCCCUCUCCUCUACGGGAGUCCUCUUUUAGUCUAUUUCAGUUCCUGUGUCUAUCGCUAUCGCCCUAUUCUCUCUCAAUUGCCUAUCCUUUUCAAAUGAGGGGGAGUACCUUUUCUUUAGCUUCCAACAUGAAAGAUUGACCCCCUAAAGUGCCAGAUAUGCAAGUUUGAUGAAGGACUACUUACUUAGCUAAGCUAAAGUGAACUUCUGACUAAAAAAAAAGUGGACUAAAAGAGAACAACAAAAGAGAGAUCACUUUCGACGAUUAAACAGCACUUUUAUAUCCAGAUUGGAACUGGACUUGAACCUUCAUAUCCAGAUUUCACUCCACUUUCACUUUCAAUAGUGAAUUAUUCACUUUCGCUCAUAUUCACUUUCACUUUGGCCAGGCCAAGAAAUACAAAUAAGACCUUGAACUCCCUAUUUCACGUAUAAUCGAGAGACUCAGAAUAUCAGUGCCUUGGGUAAAUGCCUACCAAAGGGAGAAGAUUACCGAACUUUUUUCUGUCCUCUUCGCUUCCUAAAAUAUUUAGGGAAAAGGCCUAGUCGGCCACCGCUUGCUAACGACGGAAGGAUGAAAGGGUCCUCGCGUGGGACUUAGUUGGAAAGGUAGGUGUUCGGCAUGUCCCUUGCUUGCGAACUUCUUUAGUAGGGCGGGUAGCUUUGGAGAUCCCAUUUUUUACGUUUACCGUUGUCCCCAGACUUCACUCUUUCAACACUUGUCUACUUUCGAAAUAGUCAGGCGGGUCCAAGUGUGUGAUCCACCGAUUCACUGAGUGGGUCUUUCUUACCGCAGUUUUCCCUAUCUCUUAAAGCCCUAUCAGACUUCCGAUCCAUCCCUUGUUUGCCGAUUGAAGAAAGCCUUAUAUGGUCUCAAACAAGCACCCAGAGCGUCGGUUUGCAAAAUUCAAGAUGGCCAUGCUGGUGAAUGAAGCUGGAUUCAGACAGAGCUCGUGUGAUCAUUCUUUGUUUGUUUGUUAUACGGCUUAUGGUAUGGUUAUUUUUUUGGUCUAAGUUUAUAACAUUAAAAAAGCAGGCAUUGUUAUUGUUAAAGUGAAAGUGAAAUUUAACAUGGGAAUUUUCUUUCUUUCCUUCAGAAACAGUUCAGAAUGAAAGAUCUUGGUGACUUGAGGUACUUUAUCGGUAUUGAGGAAUAUAAUCCCUAUUGUGGGUACAUAGAUCAUGAGCCAACAGAAGCCCUUGAGUUGAUUUGCUCGAUUUACCGCCACAUACUACUUACUAAACAGACUCUACUUUAGGGGUCGGGUCUCGAUCCGAGUUGUUUAGCGAAUGACUCAACCAAUACAUCUCUACUUCGAGGUGUAAAUAAAUUCCACUCUUUAUCCUCUUAAUGAAAGAAUCGAAUUUUCUACUUUGACCUUGCGAGCACCCACUCAAAACAGGGAGGGCGAACUCUUAUCUCUUUUCUUGAUGACCGAUCUCUCUCAGAACCCUAGACCAUGCUAUACAGGCUACCCCUUCAUACACAUUACCUAGUAUCUCCUUCAUUUUCUAUUAUUUAAUUGCUUUUAAUGGCAUACCUCUCUACUCAAAUAGAUACUCACAGGAGUCUAUUUCCUCUUCGCUUACCACCGGUAUCUACCUUUCUAGUAGCAAUAAAUAAAGCCAAUAAUUAUUAUUAUUCAAUAAGCAUUCCUCUUGUCAAAACUUGUUUAGCGGUGACUUCUAUCGAUCAGGGUUAUCCCAUGGAUACUAUUUGUAUUUUUACUGUUGAGUACAGGGAAUUCCAUCCUAGAAACAUAGCAUCUAACAAUAUAGUUUACUGUUCCAUUCUGAUAUGAAGGAAGGUGAGGGUUAAGCAGAUAGGUAGGUUCAAAGAAUGGGUGAACCCGACCACUGCUGGGCAAAUGAGUACGAGCUGUCUAGCUGUGGACAAGAAAGGGGUACUUCGAAGAGCAUGAAUACAGCUGGCUGUGCUCUUGUAGUCAUACCCUCGGUAAGAAGAUCCUACCCAAGGAUAGCGAGUGAACACUCCCACCAUAAGCGAGCUAAGAUAGUGGAAUUCAGUCUAUGAACGCAAGCCUAAAAGUAGAAGCACAGAAUCCUGUCUAAUAACCACGGAUGUAGAAAGAUCUGGUGGAAGGCCACUGGAUGGAAGGUUAUGCGUAAUAUCAAACUAAAGUCAAAGUUUACCAAGAGGUAAGCCUGAAUGCUUUAGGUUCGCUACGAUAGUUGUUACUCACUGGGUCAACUAGUCAUGGUAUAGUUGUUUACAUGGUAGCUGGUUGGAUCGACAGACCAGAGAAAAGAGAUUCUGGGUCAUCCCCAUGAGCUGAUACAGCUCUUGUUUGGAUCGCCUUCUGGGCAGCUAACUAAGGAAAGGAUUAUCGGGAUUAAUUCCAAUUGUGGGUUGAGAAGGAUGGCAAGCUGGUUACUCAAAUUGGAGAUACCCUGUUCUAGGAAUGAAAGGGUUCAUCACCCCGGAACGAGGUAAAGGGCUACCCCUUGACCGAGUGAAGGCGAGCCUGGAUCCUGAGAUUGAUGGAUGAUGGAAUGGAUCCAACCGCGAGGUACCCAUUCUAACCAUGAAGGGUAAAGGAGCCAAGCAAGCUAUCAGGCUGAUACACCACUUGGUUAUCUUCUUUAAGAUCAUCUCUCUUUCCUGCAUUCUUAGCUAACUCGGCUUUUUAGUCAAAUCGCUAAGCUAAGGGUAAGCUGCUUUCGGGCUAGCUUGUAAGCCACGACUUAGUUUAGUUUAGUUUAGUAUAGUAUAGUAUAGUAUAGUAUAGUACUACGAGGAUUCUGGCGGGGAAAUGCGCAGCGGAAAAAGGGAGAAAUGUUCUUUCCAAUGAAGAAGGCCGCUAAGGUUGGCUUUCUUUCCUCCAUCAUUACUGAUGUUUUUAGCUUCUAAAUGGAAUCUGAGGAAGGGAAUAGCUCUUGUUCAUUAGCUCUUGUAAGAAAGAGUGGAAACCACAUAGCAAUAAGCAUCUCCUUACUAGGCGGUCUAGUUCACACAGACAGUGCUUACUUAAGAUGGAUCAAUUGACCUGUCUUGGUUUUCUAACAAUUGCUUACUCUGCUGCUUUCGAUUUGUGAGCCAGGUAUAUUCUAUUUGUAUGUAUUUGCAAAAUGCCUAUGUCUCUAAUUUCUGCUUCUUAGGUUGCUGGCGUUGGCCCCAACUGAGUCGGCUCCAUACAUCCAACAGAUGAAUGGCUAACUCAUACCGCCCCGGCAAGGAAUGGCUCGCUCUUUCCUAAAGCUGAGGUGAGGGGAUGAGCCAUUCCUCUCAAAUCAAAAGGGGGGCUCGCUCCUUCCUUCCUACCUAUUGGUCGGCUCGUUCAUCUACUCGCUGGAUUGGAGACCUAUUGUUUGGAGGGUUUUAGUAUACACGUACGUCUUUGCUUUCCUUUUUAAUGCUGCCGGUGAUUCAGCCACAGCCACAGUAAGAGCCGCUACCCUCAUCUCUGUUAUUCUUAUUUCAAAUAAAAACGAAGUAAGUCUUUGAACGUAGAGCAGAAGGGAGGGUUAUUAACGCUGCUAAUAAAACAGCCGAAAAGACAUCGAGUUUCUAAUCGCUGAGUUGAUGUGAAAUGAUCAGUGAUCAGACUAAACAAAGCCGGUUUAAUAGAGCACUAACAGGGCGGCAGACCUAUUUAUAGAAAAAGAUAUAGUUUCUAUUUGCCCAGGGAGCAACAAGAAAGGUCACGGGUAAAGCACUCUAAGGUUCCAUUUUGGAUUGUCUGGUAGGGAUAUUGGCUACGAGACCUACUAUGAAAGUCUGGAUACCAGGAAAACGAGCGAAAUUGCUGACUCGCUCCUAGGAAGCUUCCAAAGUUUUUAUUACAGGGUCUAAGAACAGCAAAUGGGAAGUUCUCCUCACACUCACUCCUCUCAUUUAUAUCCUUAUUCAUGGCUACCAUCUAUCUUAAAAGCUACUGCUGUGACACUCAUUUUCUAAUUAAUUUUAAAACUAGGUAGGCAAUUUACGCACUUUUCAAUGAAGAGUGGAUGAUCUGCCAGCUCUCGCGGAAAGAUGUCAAAGUUCUUGUGAACCCCCAAUUCUGCAGUGGAAUGAGAUAAAGCAGCCCAAAGGUCCACCGGGAUUUCAUCUAAACUCCGUGCCGUGGUGCACAUUAGCAGAAUACAUUCCGCUUCGAAAGAGCCUUAUACUUAUACAUAGACGGAAAAAAGAAGAAGAGGGAGAACGGUUGGAUUUGGUCUUGUUGUCUGUUGUUCUUUUCUCUAUCCUUAUAGAGAAAGUGUUGGGUGACUUUCCCAUACGAUAAUAAAAAGUUUUUCAAACAAGUAAAUCAAGUCCUAGGUAGAGGUUUUCCCCGAGUCUACAUACUGUCUUUUGAGUUGCUUUUUAUCGAGGGAAAGAGGGGGCCUAACUAAAAUAAAUACGGGAUUUUCUCCCAUACUUUUUUACUGAGCCAAACGGACGGAGUUAAGACUUCGACUAGCUAGCUUUGAACAAUAGACUCUAGCCCCACCAGGUAAUCUGGGGCUUUAAAGGGCGACCCGCUUAACUUUACUGAAAUGAGGUAGCUAGAGAAAAUCCAUGAAAUGGGUUGGAAUUAAGAUGUGCGCGCACUUCUUCUCAAAAGAACUACUAGGCAGGCCAUCCAGGUAGGCGGGUAAUUCUCUCCGUAUGGCUGGAAAUGCAUGCUCUCACUUCGAGUUUCAAUUCAAUCUUAUCGCAAACGCACUACUAUGCUAUAGCUAUAUCUAGGAAAAGCGGCAAUACAAAGCCAAGAUCUUCCUUACUAAACUUAACUCAUAAGUUUAAGUUAAUGAGGGCUAAUCCGUCCGCAGUUUUCAACUGGUAAAGCUUUCCCUGUCUCUUCGGGACAAAUAAAAGAAAAAGUAAAUGCAAGACAACCUGAAAGGAAUUCCUAUGUAUGAGUUAGUUCGAUUCCAUACUCGGACUGGUAUAUAUAAGUGCUCAUCACUACUCGACUCAAUCUACUAUAGGAUAGGAUAGGAUAGGAUAGGAUAGGAUAGGAUAGGUAGGUAGAGAGUAAUUCUCCGAAAGAACUACUAGUAAAAUAUGUAGGUAGGGCUUGGGCAAGUAAGUAAAGUAGGCAUGAGUUAUCUUUUCCUACGGCCUACCGAGUCAAUCUAUUCGGACAAGUAAAUAAGUCUGGGCAUUCCUUCACUUCAGGUAAUUCGAUAAGUAACUACGUUCAUUCAAUGCUAGGGCUCUCCACUUUUUGUGAAAUUACAAGGGGGAAAAAUGCUCUCUAUCUAUUCCAAUAUAGACUUGUUUGUGGACCUACCUUCUUUUAGUUAGCAAGUUCGUAAGGCAAUACAAAUCCAAAAAAGCUAGGAAUUGAACCAACCCACUUGAAAUUCUCGUAAAGAGAGAGAGAGUGUUGUUUUCUAAAACUGGAUAUUUUAUAGCCAUUUUCAGUGCAUCUAGAUCGUGCGGGCUCUUUCUUAAUUUCAUGUCCGUCCCGGCUACUCAAAACUCUGAUUCAGGAAAGAAAUGCUAAACAAAGAAAUGAGCAAACGUUACUAGGAAGGUGAACUCGCUAUCAAACUACUGCCUGCGCUAGGGGAAGCGCGAAAGAAAAACCUGUUUCAAGAUCUGAUACCCUUGAAGGACUCCCAGGAAUGAGAGAGCAAGUACAAGGACAAUCUUAUUUUCUAAGGAUAGGCUCCAUAAUUAACAUAGUUCGGUUAGAGUGGAUUUGAAAAGCUACAGCAGAUCGAUAAGUUGCUAAUUUAGCUAAGUAAACUCCACUACGGAAUCUAGCUCUCCAUAAGAGGGUAUUCCCAAUGAGACAAGUAGUUUAUCGAAGCUCUGUCUGAAGAUUGUAGUCCUGAUUUCUCGGAAUAGAAUAAUUGAAUGAGCAGGUGCAGAUGGUCAAUCUCCAUCUCUUUUAUGGCAGAUUCUUUUUCGAGGACCUGGCGACAACUCUCUCUGGACGGUAGGGGAACCCCUGUGAAAUCAGUAAUCAACGCACUCCCACUCCUCUUGCUCCAAUUCCCUCUCUUCCUGCUAAAGCUCCAACUUAUCCAGACUGGUCAACAAUUCUUCCUUUGUUCUCCUAAUCUCUCUAUUCACAUUUGCACUCCACCCCUAAAACACUUUCUCAUCUGUUGUAAAUGUACUCAAAAGGCUUCCCCAAUUCUCCUUUUAACAACAGUGCAUGCUCCUCUGAAUAAAGUCUUCUUGUUUCAACCAUGAUCUUUCAAACUUGAAAAACCCUUUGAACAGUUCAGUCUCACACUCCACCAACAAAGGAACAUGGUCUGAACCAUACCAUAUCUAGGAAGGGGCUGUCGCCACAGCAUGGGUAUACAACAUUGAAUCCCAGUCUAUUGUAAAAAGGAAUCUGUCUAACUUAGCAGCUGACACAGCAUUGUUCCAAGUGAAUUUGCGCCCUUGCAAAGGUAGCUCCAUCAGCUCUAUAUCCUCAAUCAGCCCAAACAAUUCCUUGCUAACCCUAGCCUGGAAUUUCACACCUAUUUUCUCACUUCUGGACCAAUUUACAGAUAAUCAUGUUUUCUUGGUAUCUAUAAUUAUAGAGCAUCUCAAAAUUGUGAUAGAUUGCAGUCUUGAUAAUGCUAACAUAGUAUUGGUAAUCUAACAUUUCGUAUUUUGAUGCCAGUCACAACAGUUUGACAGGACCCAUUUAUCCAAAAAUAGUCAACUUGAGAGGACUUUUCAAUCUCGAACUCAAACUGAUGCGUAGCUAUUAUUUAGAGAUGCUCUUACAGAAUCCCAUCCCAUGCUACGGAAUGAAUCUAGUUACCAUCCGAUUUAGCUCCAUAAAUAUGGACAUGGCUUAAGGAAGCUAAUUACUCGGGUUCAAGUAGUUCCGGCUAGAGAGAUGGAGUAACUAAGCCCUAACGUUAGAUCCAUUAUCUCACAGAGUUCAAUUCAGACAAUUCAACCCUUCCUGCGCGGGUGCCAGACAUCGCCAAAAUGAGUAAGUCUAAGUCGCCGAAGAGAGUAUUUUUGGUCUCUCUCGCAAGCUCUGAUAGUGAGACAACAAAGGAAAGAAUCUUCAGGCUAUUCGCUUCCCUCUUUCAGUGUAGCCGGGUAGCAGUAUCGGCAAUCCCACGAGCAGACGAAUCAAAUCAGGCCUAUUCUUUUUCUAUGUUCUUUUUUUGCUCUACCCAGGGCUUCUAUGGUCAAACGUGGAAGCCUUUUUACGUGCACAAGUCCUGAACGAAUUUCGACUCGUCCCUCUCUUUUCUUGAGACGAGGACUUAAGUUCAUUUUAUCUUCUUCUCAAUCUCCGUUCUUCUUUAAUUAACUACGAUCUUGAGAAAACCAUGCGCUGUCUGGCGAUGCGAAAGAUGAGAAAGAAAUUGGCAUGUCCUGGAUCUACCACUUUUGACUUCCUUUUUCGUACUCUUCUUUCAUCCUCCUUACCAGAACGCUUUUCCUGGUUCAGAAGAAUAAGAUACUGAAAUUGUGUUGUGGCUUACAUAUGGAAAAUGCCUUCGUCUUGAAGCUACCAAUGCACACCACGGUGAAAUCAUUGUCAAUUAAUUGUUAGAUUCCCCAUAUCACCCAUAGCCACCCAAAUCUUUUUUUUGCCUCAAACUCUGCUGCCCUAUCACUCCUCGAUAAGUGUACUUACUCAGGUUGUGCACUUGGCUGAGCGAGAUCUUCCCCUUUGGCAUGAGAACCGCCUACCUACGCUAACGUAACUAAUGCAGAUGGCGGAAGUUAGUAGUUCUCCUAUCGUAGUAUUAUACGUAUUUCUCACGUGUAGACCUUAAGUUCUGCAGGAAGGAUAUUUAUAUAUAUACCAUUCCAUAUUAAAGUCAGACGGAUAGGGCAUAUUUGACUAGGAAGCAAGCAAAGCGAGUCCCUCCAUACCAGCUAGCAGUCUUGUUUAGGGAGUCUCCUUCUUUACUGAGUAAGGUUCCCGGGUGCCUAUGCGAUUAUUAAGGCAGGGUGCUACUGUACCAGUAGUAGAGUGGGUUGAAUCAAAUCGUUUGUCUAGAGAGGGUGUAGCGAUAACUAAAGCUGACUGUACUAGAAACUGGAGAUCCUGUAUAGGCAACUGGCCUUAUAAUAGUGUAUUGAACUACAGGACAGGAACGACUCAUAAACAAGCGAAUUCUGCCUUUAGAUAAAGACAAUUGGAAAAGAAGUCGAAUCAAACAUUCAAACCUAAGGCCUUUGUGGCAUCGGUUACAGCUGGGAAAGCGAACCUCUAUCCAUAACAAUAAAGAAGAAUCUCGAUCUAAUUGGAAAUUUCCCAUCACCUUUUUUUUUUACUUGUGGCUGGUUCCUGUUUGUCAAAGUGGCUUCGUCCGCCCUUCCCCUGAAAACUACGAUGAAAGCUGGAGUAGAUAGAUCUACCAGGCAAACUUCCCCUUCCUCCCAUGUGGUAUUCCCACCUCUAUCCAUGUUAUAGUCUAGAGCCAGACAACCUUUGUCAUAAUAUUUGCUAGUCUUUAACAGAUAGCAUUAUUAGUGACAUAAAGAGACCAUCCUAUCUGGAUAUCUCGACUUCUCUCUCCACUACGAGAUCUACUAGAGCCUUUUUUGCUUACUCUGGCGGGCCGGCCCCUUCGGGUCGCCUUCACUCGUCUAACGGCGACUUACGGUCUCUGCUCGUUUCCCUGCGUCUAACUAGUACUUGUUUCCGCUUCCACGGAAACAUUCGAUAAGUUAUACGUUACAAACUAACACUGCGGGCACAACUUCAUCGUGGUUCGACUCUGCGAUUACUCGACUCUCUCCUCGAUUCUGUUGUCCCUUGCCGCCUUAGGGUGAGUAAGCGGCUCUAGUCUCUCUCUCCUUUACGAUCUUAGUCGAGAUCUCCCUGCUUAACCCCUUUCAAGAUGUUUUGUUAUGUGUUACCUUUUUUUCCCAGAAUGAUCGGCCUCCAUGGAGGGUCCUUACCUCAACAUGGCCAUCAUACAGGUAAACAAACUUUUCAUCGUUAUGAGUGAUAAAAUACGAAUUAUUUAUAUAAUCGAUAUAUUCAACAGAUCCUUCUAGUUGGUUUGUAGAUAAUAGACUUUGAAGACCUUCUAGGUUACAUACAAAAUCAUCGUACUUGAAGGCUAUAAAUACUUCGUUAUACCAACGGCUAUAUUGUACUCCUGGAUACCAUUUAUCAAACACUGUAUCAAUUCAAUUUCAAUUUUCAAUAUAGUAUAGUAUAGUAUAGUAUAGUAUAGUAUAGUAAAGAUGAAAUAGAACUUUAGUUAGUUCUCCUACGGGAGAGACCCAUGGGUAAUUUAUCAUAUUAUGAUUCUGAAUAGAAUAGAUUGGUAGACUAACAACCUGUCCGGUUAGAUCUUUUAUAAGACCAUCGGGGAUAAUACCAUCAAUAUAUGCUAAUAUAUCAGUUUGAUUUGUAUGAUAGAAACUAUCACUCAACUGUAUUGUAUCUUUACAAGUGCUUUAACGUUAUUCUGUUCACCUAAGCCUUUAUAGUGGCCUUCCUUGAGAUCCCUCAACUUAGUGAGUUGCGGGGGUGUGUAAUAUCCAUAUCCAUCUACUAAGACUAAGACGGUGUUUAAUAACACUUUUGCUAACGCGUAGAAGUGCAUCAGAUGCAAAUCUACACUUAUAGACAUGUAAAUCAUCACCGUUCA
Molecule: messenger RNA, 38264 nt
Organism: Zea mays
Lineage: Eukaryota; Viridiplantae; Streptophyta; Magnoliopsida; Poales; Poaceae
Product: cytochrome c oxidase subunit 1
Exons: 1
Coding region: 4322-5908 (528 amino acids)
Biological process (GO): electron transport coupled proton transport; mitochondrial electron transport, cytochrome c to oxygen
Cellular component (GO): membrane; respiratory chain complex IV
Molecular function (GO): cytochrome-c oxidase activity; heme binding
Source: RefSeq, a predicted model, not a curated record